CAGAAAGGGCAGUGUCGAUAAUUUGAUUUUUUUAGGUAUCCAAUUGGAAGGCUGUAGGCUAUUUGACUGUCUCGUAGCAAAAAAGCUGAGAUGAAAGGGAAAGAAAGUUGGAAACUUUACUCUGUUAAUAAGGUUACGAAUCAAGAAUGGGUUUCUCGUUCUAUUGGUUUAGAGCUUCAUCAAGGCAAUAGUAUCUUUGCAGCAAGUAGAAAAGUUUGAGUUUUUCCUGAAGAGCAUGGACAAGUGGAGAAAUCGUAAAGGCAGCAAUCAAUCAACAAGAAGAGGCAUUCUGCUUGAUGAUGCUAGUGGUGAUUUGGGCAAUUUCCACGGUCACUCCAAGUCUCUUCAGGAUUACUCUAGGGACUUAUCUGAUAAAAGGGCAUCACUAAGGGAGGAAGCACUUUCAUCGAUUCUCAAGGCUUUAACUGUCAACAUAGAGCAAAAUUUUGUUGACCGAAACUUUGUAACACUAGUAUAUCAAUGCCUGCAUUGCAUUAAAAAGGGUUCUCCCAAGGAGAUGAAGCAAGCAGCACAUAUUAUCGGAUUGUCUUCAAUGAUUACUACUUCUGCUGAUAAGGUGCACGAAGCAUAUGAUUAUGUACCGACUGCACUUUCUCAAGGAGAACUUAAAGCUAAGUUUAAUACCUUGGAGAUUCUUGGCUGUUUGGCUGUUGUUACCUUUUUUGGCGCAAGCAAUUCAGAUGAGACUGAACAAGCAAUGAAGUUGCUUUGGGACUUCAUUAAUCCUGACCCUGGUCAUAGUGGCAAUUUCAUUCUUCUCAGACCUACUAGACACAACAACGAUAAAUUUGUGUGUACAACAGCUUGUGAGGCCCUGGCUUUAAUAUUCGAAACCAAGUGUCUAGAGAAAAUUUCAACUGAAACCAAGGAUUCUCGUCAUGAAGGUGAUACAUCUAGCAGAAUACAUCCAAACAAGGAACUGAAUGACAGUAUUAUAAAAAAGCUCAGAAGCAUGAUUGAAACAAGCAAUGAAAGUAUUCCUGAUCAAGCUUCAAAUACAGGGUUCAGUUCUACCUCAGAUGCUUUAAAUUUUCUAGGGGAUGGGAAAUGUUUAAAUAACCAUGUGGCAAUAGGUGGGCAGAAACUCACUUUAUCAACAUGGUCUCAAGUGAUACAGAAGCUAAACUUAUUCCUGCUUCUGAGUGCAGCUACAGUUUAUUAA
Messenger RNA from Hibiscus syriacus, 1183 nucleotides. RefSeq lists its product as uncharacterized. NCBI's taxonomy places the organism in Eukaryota, Viridiplantae, Streptophyta, Magnoliopsida, Malvales, Malvaceae. The record is from RefSeq and is a predicted model, not a curated record. The coding region runs from base 236 to 1183 and encodes 315 amino acids. The transcript has 9 exons.